This is a messenger RNA of Agelaius phoeniceus (red-winged blackbird), 1602 nucleotides long. Its product is annotated as UDP-glucuronosyltransferase 2A2-like. Gene Ontology annotation, molecular function: glucuronosyltransferase activity. NCBI's taxonomy places the organism in Eukaryota, Metazoa, Chordata, Aves, Passeriformes, Icteridae. The record is from RefSeq and is a predicted model, not a curated record.
AUGGCCAUGAAAACAACUGGCUCAAAGAAAUACCUCCAGCUGCUCCUUUUUCAGGUUGCCCUUCUAGGGCCUGUCUUCUGUGGGAAGGUACUGGUUUGGCCAACAGAAGGCAGCCACUGGCUGAACAUGAAUGUAAUGGUACAGGAGCUCAUCCGCCGUGGGCACAGCUUUACCAUCCUGGUAGCCAAUGCUAGCCUCUUCAUUGAACCCAGGCCUAAGACCACGGAGAAGUUUGAGAUCUAUAACGUGCCCUAUGGGAAAGAUUUACCUGAGACCCUGCUUAAUGAUAUAGUGGACCUAUGGCUCAACCACAGGCCAACCAUCUUGACCUUCUGGCGGUUUUACAAGGAGCUGGGAAGACUGUCCAUAGGCUGGCAGGAGAUGAACAAGAUGAUGUGUGACGCAGUGCUGAACAACCAAGAGCUGAUGGAUCGUCUGCAGGGCUCUGGCUUUGACCUGCUGCUCUCAGAUGCCGUGACCCCCUGUGGGGAGCUCCUGGCUCUCAAGCUGGGCAUUCCCUUUGUCUACUCGCUACGUUUCUCCCCAGCCUUCACUCUGGAAAGGCACUGUGGCAAGAUCCCAGCCCCACCAUCCUACACGCCUGCAGCCCUCUCUGAGCUCACUGACCGCAUGUCUUUUGGGGAGAGAGUAAAAAACUUUGUUUCUUACCACCUGCAAGACUAUGUUUUCCGGAGCUACUGGGGACAUUGGGAUACCUACUACAGCAAGGUCUUAGGAAGGCCCACAACCCUGUGUGAGACGAUGGGGAAAGCAGAGAUUUGGUUAAUCAGAACAUACUGGGAUUUUGAAUUUCCACGUCCUUUCCUGCCCAACUUUGAGUUUGUUGGAGGACUUCAUUGCCAGCCUGCAAAACCAUUACCAAAGGAAAUGGAAGAAUUUGUUCAGAGCUCAGGGGAACACGGCGUCAUCGUAUUCACUCUUGGGUCAAUGGUCCACAGCCUAAGUGAUGAAAAAAGUAAUGUGAUUGCCAAAGCCCUCAGCCAGCUUCCACAGAAGGUCCUCUGGCGGUACAAAGGGAAAAAACCAGAAACUCUGGGCUCCAACACCAGGAUUUUUGACUGGAUACCACAAAAUGACCUGCUUGGCCAUCCUUUGACAAAGGCCUUUAUUACACAUGGUGGGACCAAUGGGCUCUAUGAAGCCAUCUACCACGGGAUCCCAAUGGUUGGGAUUCCCAUGUUUGCUGACCAGCAUGACAACCUUGCUCACAUGGUAGCAAAAGGAGCUGCAGUUCAGGUGGACUUCAACACAAUGAAGACACAGGAUCUGGUUGAUGCCCUGAAGACAGUAAUUUACAAUUCCACCUAUAAGGAAAAUGCUCUAAAGUUAUCCAAGAUACAGCAUGACCAGCCUGUUAAGCCUCUGGACAGAGCUGUCUUCUGGAUUGAAUUUGUCAUGCGUCACAAAGGAGCAAAGCACUUGAGAUCAGCUGCUCACCAUCUCACCUGGUACCAGUACCACUCUCUGGAUGUUCUGGCAUUCUUGUUCACCUGUACAGCCACUAUUGUCUUCAUUCUUUUCAAGUGCUGCCUAUGUUGCUGUAGAAGAUGUGGCAGGAUUGCAAAGAGGAAGACAGAAUAG